AUGGAGAUGGCCGAGACCCCUAGUCUAUACCAUCGCCACCCAUGUGCUGCUCUCGAAGCAGUGCAACGUACUGGAGCAGGAAAGUACGUACUCGUCACUGGCGCGGCGAGAGAUAUCGGCAGGACAAUUGCUCUAUCAUGGGCAAAAGCAGGGGCUGCAGGCAUCGCGAUCUGCAGUCAAAAUGCAGAAGACCUAGAGCAGGUGGUCACUGAGCUCAAAAGGCUGAACUCGGCGGGAAAGGUUUUUGCUACAGCCUGCGACACCACAAGAUCAGCAGAUGUCACCAAACUAUUCCUUGCUAUUAGAGAGCAGUUUGGGAAGCUGGAUAUAGUUAUAGCGAACGUCGGUACCGCACAUUCCAGCACGAUAGGGGACACGGACGACAACGACGAGUGGUGGGCCGAUAUGACGACGAACUUCCGCAGCACACAUCUCCCGGCCCACCAAUACAUCCGUACGUUUGGUCCAGCACCCACUGGGACGUUCAUAUCUAUCACAUCUGGAACGGAUACCGUCGUAAGCUCUGGCCCCUCCUCUCAUCAGAUCGCGAAAGAUGCCGAUCGCCGCCUCGUAGAGUUCCUCGACACCGAAUACCCAGAGAUGAAAGCAUUCUCGCUUGACAUUGGAAGCAUAAGAACGGAGAGAAUGUUCGACAUGUUCGAGCCAUUCGGAUUCGAUAAUCUGGAGCUCAUUGGGAUGUUUUCGGUGUGGUUGGGUGGAGGGAGAGCGGACAAGCUCAAGGGAACCUGUGUAUAUGUUACAUGGAAUGUGGAGGAGUUGGAGAAGGAAUCAGAAGAUCUCUCGAGAAAAGACUCAUUGUUGCGCUGA
Messenger RNA from Alternaria burnsii, 828 nucleotides. RefSeq lists its product as uncharacterized. Bases 1 to 828 code for a protein of 275 amino acids. The transcript has a single exon. NCBI's taxonomy places the organism in Eukaryota, Fungi, Ascomycota, Dothideomycetes, Pleosporales, Pleosporaceae. The record is from RefSeq and is a predicted model, not a curated record.